AUGCGCGAUCGGCAAAAGCAUCUGAUAAGAUUCCUUCGCCAAGGUAAAAUUGGCAAGAUGGCACUAAAUUACUUCGACCCUGACGUGAGCUCAUUCACAGAUUCCUAUUUGACAAAGGUGCUGAAAGUACCCGAUUAUGAUCGUUCCAUGGCUGGAAGAUGGUGUCUGACGCCACACAUUUCUGGUCUAAAGCUGAACCCAAUCACGUGGACGACAGACGAGAACAGCUUAAUGAAGGACGGUCACCCCUACAUUACAACUGUGAUUGAAAACUGCCACUGGAAACUUAUCCCCCAUGGUAACAAUCUCUACACAGUGCAGAACAUCUACAAGUGUCCUAAGUAUGGCUACUGUGAACAGUACCUGUCGUUUGAUAUAUUAUCUGGCGAGGACAGCCGAUUGACAUUAAAGACAUACGCAGAUCUUUGGGAAAUCUGUGGUGUUCGCCAAAAGAGGUAGGAGUUUUUCUCACCUCCUAGGCCACAGAUACAUUAAAGGUUUUCCUGUUUUUCUGAUACAGAGAAUAGAGCCUGUAAGCAUCUUUUAAAAUACAGUAGAAUCCAAUACCUGGAACACCCCCUUAACUGGAACUAAGUACAAUUUCCCUUGGAUUUCAUCCCACUUUUCAGUCGUUUUUACUAGACAAACUCGAACUCCGAUAACUGGAAUUCCCCGCUAACUCGAACUAAAUUUCCUCACCCUUGAUCACCUCAACCCGAUAACUCGAAUUCUAGUUCUUGCAACUAUACUCGGUUGGCAUUCCAUUGGCUCUGGUUGUACAAUCAGUAAAAAGACACUAUCUCUAAGAGUGGUUAAGACACUCACGAACAGAUCACGUUUUAUAAAAAAAAAUGCCUAAUUAUGUUACCGUUUCUGAUAAAAUAAGUUAAACUUGCACUGCAAUAGCACUAUACACUGCCGGAAGUGUUGAAAAAUCAGCGAGUGUCAAUUUUUAGCACUGAAAAUUGAAUUUUCCAAUCGACCCCGGUAGUUCGAGUCACCGGGGUUCUACUAUACCUCAGUCCACCCAUUUUUCUCCCUCUCUCCUCUCCUCUCCCACCUUCUGAAAAACCGUUUCUUGUGUCAAAAUUUCGAAACGUGCUGUGUAAGAGGGCUUUACAGGCUCGCCAAGUUUGUUAAGACCCUACACGCGCAAAAACCACAUGAUUGACGAACGUGUUGACGUAAACUGUUAAAAUUGUCCAAUUAUAAGGUAUAUCAAAAGCCUGUAUAUCGGAAACAGGUUUGAAACAAUUCUUACAGGCUUCACUUCUCCGUCUAUCCCCAGGCUCCAGCGAUCAUUUCCUUAUUUCGGGCGUUAACAUUUGAUUAGUACAUUACACAUACUACUCCCACAAUAUCAUUCCACAGGAUUCGCAGUAAAAGGGGCUGCGACUCUAAGAGCAAAUGGUGCAACAGGCAGCUUACAGGUCGGAAAGAAUCUACAGGGGGCUGGAGAUCGAAGGAGGUUCGUACAUUUUAUCUGACAGCGAAGAACGUCGGCUUUGUUUGGUCAGUCACAAAGGUACGUCUAAAAAAGAUUCUGAUAUUUUAUUUAUCCCUUAAUUUUACCAGUUUUUGAAGAAUAAACCCAACAGUUGAAAGCCAAUUUCCGCCGGCUUCCAACUCUUUCGUAUCCCUUUAAACCCACGAACAAAAAGUAUGUGUCGUGAAAUUAGGGAAUAAUUUCACUUGCGUAUUGUCCAAAUCCUUAUAAUUUCCCUCGCCUUUUGGAUUACCUAUUAAUGUAAUGGGUGACGAAUUACGUUAGCAAUGAUCGUAUCGAUCGAGAACUUCACUCUCUCAAACGUCUAGAGCUUAAAUUUGGCUUAAGUUGAGAAUUUUCAGAAUUGUUCGACAAAAUACUUGUUAGAAUCCUCCUCGAUGUACUCUUUCGUUUGUUUAGGUUCUCUAAACUGUCUUUUAAUGCCCUGACAUCUUCAUUCAUAACAUUUUAGAACUUCGUCGCCAUUUUGGCACUGAGACGUAGUGAAGGUUGCCAUAGCAAUUUUGUAACUUCAUAUGUGAAAUUAUAAAUUAGUGUAGGUAAUAGCAUGAUCUGUAGUCAUAUUUAGUAUAAAUACCAUGAGUGAUACUUCGAAAUUGUUUACGUAAUUUCAAGAGCCGUUUCUGCGAGUGAAAUUUGAGACAAUUGUGAAAUAUCACGAGUGGUUUUUAUGCAAAAUGUCCCGUACAAAUCAUGCUAUUAGUAUAGGUAAUAGUAUGAUUUGUAGUGAUAUUUGGCAUAAAAACCACGAGCGAUAUUUCGAAAUUGUUAUACGUAAUUUCACGAGCCGUUACCAGAGUGAAAUUUGAGACAAUUUUGAAAUAUCACGAGUAGCAUUUAUACCAAAUAUCACGUACAAAUCAUGCUAUUAAUUGUUUGUACUACUACCCACAAAAGGUUUGUAAUUUUCUCAUAGGUAUUUCAAAUUAAGCUGAAAUACCACUGCUCUAAGCCAAUCAAAUUGCAGAAAUUUCUCAUGUAGUAGUAUAAGAGCACAAAAACGUUCGGUGUAUCCGUUAGUGCAGGUUCAAGGAGGAGGUUCACGUCAAAAUUACCUCAGACUCAAAAAGCUAGGGGCAAAGAAAAAACGGUUCAUGCCGUCGCUGUUCUCGACAAGAGAUUGUCACUUUUACAAUGAAUACUAGUUUCUUCAUCGCAGUUAUUGCAACUCGCGGCUCCCAUGAGAAAUUGUCUUUUUGGUAUUAUUACAAAUAACUAAUUAUGUCUAUAGCCUUUGAAAAAUGUAAAAAAGAAUGCGAUAUGACUUGAAUUAUUCUGCUACAAGGUCUUUGUCGACUGAAAACUAAAAUUACUCAAUUUUAUGAUGGUUUCCGUCUUACGAUUUUACUUGUUAUUUAUACCCAGAAACCCAUGAAGGGCUAUGCAGGCCGAAAGAAGUCAGAGGAGUGA
Molecule: messenger RNA, 2917 nt
Organism: Porites lobata
Lineage: Eukaryota; Metazoa; Cnidaria; Anthozoa; Scleractinia; Poritidae
Source: the annotation of a GenBank genome assembly